UCGUCUACCGGGAAAAAUGGAGUGCGCCGGCAAGGGACGAGGAACUCGUUGUACGGGCCCGGCCAAACGACGCUGUGGUCGCUGCGGAGCCGUCGCUUAUUGUUCAGUCGAUCAUCAGGUUGAACAUUGGAAUGAUCAUAAAGACGAAUGCAAAAGGUUUGAACAACAAAUGGAAAGAGUAGAUGUCUUGAAUGAGUUUCCUUUCACAUUUUCCGAGGAGGCGACUAUACAGUUGUGUCAAAAGCAGGAGAGCAGGUGUUCAUUCUUGAACAAAAGGGCCAUCCACAAAGUUGGAAUGUGGUUCUACGAAUGUCCUUGUGGGGAAAGGGAACCUGCUACAUCUUUUAAUUACACAAGAUUAAAUGAUAGUUGGAUUCUACCUAAAAUUCUUUGUCCGUGUAGCGAGACGCUAUCUCCAAUAACAAAACAUUUACGCAGUUGGAAGGACUAUUAUGAUUGGAGAUGCAUUCCCCUUCACUCUCCUGUUGCUCUGCUUCUUCAUUGGCCACUUACAAUAAGGCAUGCUAUGCAAACCGCUGGUUUGGAGCCCAUGACUCCAGAAUUUGGUGACACAUUAUGCAUACACUAUCUAGGAAGAGGCCAGUGCCCUUCUUUAACUACAGGCACAAUAUGUGGAUUAAACAAACCAACUCUUAUUGAAAGAUUCUUACCCCUUCAAGUGACUGCAUUAACCAACAAACAAAAGAGGCCUGAGAAGGAGCUUCUACAGCUUCCUGUCUUUGCUGAGUUGCUUGCACUUUUCCCUGGGGUGACAUUACACAUAGCAUUUGUUGGGCCUAGCAUUCCCGAAGAAAUGAACAGUGAAACCAUUGACCUUUGCAGUUAUGCUAAGUGCCUUCAGAUGGAUUGCAUUUGCAAAGAUGUCGACAGGGAUGUAUAUUCUAAUAAACGUCCAAGGUUGACAUUGAAGCUUUGGAGAGGGCUUUACCAUGAUUGUUACAAAGACAUUACCAAAGAUUAUUAUCCUCAUUUAAUCAUUGCUCCAAAUGCUGGUAUUGCUGCCUAUCCCAGUUGGCUACCUACCAUUGAACUAAUUAAGGAGAUCAAUGUUCCGGCAAUAUUUUCUGAUUUCUGUGAAGAGGCUUGCCAUCUUGGAGCUUCUUGUUUGAGCAGUGUUAUAGGCCACUCCAUUCCUUUCCCGAUUCAAUUAAACCCAUUCCGGCAACCAAUAGCUAUGGAAGACACCGCUCUGUUUCUUCCUUGCUACUCCAACUGCUUCCUCUACGGUUUUUGAAUCUCCCAAAACCACCAGUUUUGCUCCAUCUUGCAGAGGUAAAUCAAGUGGUUGCUUGUUUAUUAAAGUUUGUCUUCAAUCGUCAAUACAUCUCCAAGGUCUUUGCCUAUAUAAUUAAUAAUAUAUUAGCAGCCAUGUGUUGUAUUGUAUGAUUGACAGUUUUUUGGAUUAAAUUUUUUAGUCCAAGAAUAGAUGCUUACGGACUUGAUCAAUAGUCAUGCCUUUAGGAAUGAGUGCCAUUUCUCCUUUAUUUUUAUUAUUUUUUAAUGUUGAACUAACGAACAGUAUAUAAUAUUACUAUAUAUAGCAUUUCUUUAAUAAUUGACCAUGUCGACUUGAAGCCAACUCUUGGGCGGUUUCGAGAAAUGCCCAUUCUU
Messenger RNA from Momordica charantia (bitter melon), 1632 nucleotides. RefSeq names its product zinc ion binding protein. Lineage: Eukaryota; Viridiplantae; Streptophyta; Magnoliopsida; Cucurbitales; Cucurbitaceae. The record is from RefSeq and is a predicted model, not a curated record.